CACAGUUGGCUGUUGUUGGCCAUGACUGGGGUGCUGUGAGGAGAGUGGGGCUCAGUGUGACCAGGCAGAGGCCAGUGUUGCAGGCAGGCAGGCUGUGGGGAGACUGUCGAGCCGCCGGGACGUGCCCAGGGUGGAUAAAACAUGCUCACUAAGUGGGAGAAAGACUCUGCCCAGGACACAAGAUGAAGGUGGAGAGGAAGCCCUCCUCUACAGGCGACGGUAUCACUGACAUUCCACCACUGCUGACGCUCCUUGGCCUCCUCCUCCUCCUUCUGUUCGCAGGUGAAGUGUCGGGGGUGAAUGUGACCAGCCAAACCCAAGUGGUGAGGGGCACGGUGGGCAAAGCGGCCCUGUUGUCUGUCAGCUACUCCAGCAGCAGUUCUGACAAGCCUGUUAUCAAGUGGCAGCUGAAGAGGGACAAAGUGAAACCCGUCACUGUUGUUCAGUCCAUAGGAACGGACGUCAUAGGGAACCUGAGGCCAGAGUACCGCAACCGCAUCCUGGUGUUUGAGAAUGGGUCCCUGCUGCUCCACAACCUGCAGCUGUCGGACGAAGGGUCGUACGAGGUGGAAAUCUCCAUCACAGACGACACCUUCACUGGAGAGCACUACAUCGAGCUCACUGUGGAUGUGCCUGUUUCCAAGCCUUACAUCCAGAUGAUGGCCUCUUCUGUCUUGGAGUACAGCGAGCACUUCAGCCUCCACUGUUCCCACGACAACGGCACAAAGCCCAUCUACGGUUGGCUGAAGGGGGGCAAGGAUAUGGCCAACGACUCGCGCCUGCUGCUCUCACAUGACCAGAAGGUGCUGACCAUCGCGCGCGUUGUCAUGUCGGAUGACGACGUCUACAUCUGCACGGUGGAGAACCCCAUUAGCAGCAUGAAGAGCUUCCCUGUCAGGCUCACUGUCUACAGACGGAGCUCGCUAUACAUCAUCCUGUCCACCGGGGGCAUUUUCCUCCUAAUCACCCUGGUGACAGUGUGUGCCUGUUGGAAACCUUCCAAAAAGAAGCAUCGACCUGUCCCCCAAAGAGCACCUGUCUAUAUAGAGCAAAGUGAAAAUGGCCAUGACGUUGAUGUUGUUCCCAAACCUACUACACUUGGUAGAAGGAGCCCCAUGCCACUCUAUGUUCUCAAUGAAGAUGAGACUCUGGAGCAUUUGGAAGAAGGUUCCGUCAACGCUGUGAGCCAAUCAGAGCUGAGUAACCCCGCUAUCUACGCUCCAGCCCCUCUGCCUUCCUCCACCAGAUCUGAGAGGCCCAUCUGGUCCACCCCACGCAGGUACCCCCGCAGCCCCUCUCCCCUGGCGCAGCCUAUCCUGCAGCCUCUUCCUGGGCCUCCCCUGCGCCCUCUCCGCUCGCCCGCUCACUCCCCCGGCACGUCUCCGCGCAGUUUCAGCCCGAUAAGAAAAGUCCGCCCUCCGGUCGGCAUCCCCACCAGCCAUCUGCCCGUAGAGGCCGAGUGUCCAGACCCCAGCGACCACUGUCCCUCACAGCAAUGAUAGCUGCACAGAUGUGUGAUUUCACUCUGUGAUAUGCGAAGUGCACGUGUAGUUGCAUCCCGCCAUGUGAAUAAUGGAUCUGAUGCACUGAGACAAGAGUUCACUAUCAGCUAACUUUCUAUCUUCUGUUAUUUAUCUAUUUCUCUAUGGCUAUGCACAGGAUCUCUGUGAACUUUCGAUGUUAUUCUCAGAAACAGAAAAGUUAAUCCUGUCCACCAGCACGUAGUAUGUUCUGUAUAUGACGCCGAGACAGUAAAGUAUUUACAGUUCUGAUAUAUAUUUUUGCUCCUUGUGGAAUUCUUAAUUUUACGGGGAAGUUUUGAUAUGGGCCUGUACAUACUGUAUGUAAGUUCAUAGUUUUUAAAGGUAGAGCAUUUUUUUCUUUUCAGCAAUUAAACCACACACUAUUCUUAUUGCACGUUAAGUCACUUCAUAAUCCAAGGUAAUAAAAACAAUUGAAAUAGUU
This is a messenger RNA of Mugil cephalus (flathead mullet), 1965 nucleotides long. RefSeq names its product hepatic and glial cell adhesion molecule a (gene hepacama). The record is from RefSeq and is a predicted model, not a curated record. Bases 183 to 1499 code for a protein of 438 amino acids. The transcript is spliced from 7 exons. NCBI's taxonomy places the organism in Eukaryota, Metazoa, Chordata, Actinopteri, Mugiliformes, Mugilidae.